Pungitius pungitius (ninespine stickleback) is the source of this 1198-nucleotide messenger RNA. RefSeq names its product cytochrome c-a-like. The record is from RefSeq and is a predicted model, not a curated record. Gene Ontology annotation, cellular component: mitochondrial intermembrane space. The transcript is spliced from 3 exons. Bases 160 to 474 code for a protein of 104 amino acids. NCBI's taxonomy places the organism in Eukaryota, Metazoa, Chordata, Actinopteri, Perciformes, Gasterosteidae. Gene Ontology annotation, molecular function: electron transfer activity; heme binding. Gene Ontology annotation, biological process: mitochondrial electron transport, cytochrome c to oxygen; mitochondrial electron transport, ubiquinol to cytochrome c.
GAACCGCUCCCCUUUUCCUGAAUCUGACAGAGUUUGAGCUUCUCGUUCGGUCGCGUUUCUGAAACCGCAGCGCUUUUUACUUUUAUCUCGAAGAUCCGAGGCUUUGGGAGGUGGAGGAGCGUUUUUUUUAUCUGGAGGAUCUACACACCUUGUCAGGUCAUGGCGGACAUCAACAAGGGGAAGAAGGUGUUUGUCCAGAAAUGUUCCCAGUGCCACACGGUGACGGACGCAGGACGCCACAAGGUCGGACCCAAUCUGUGGGGUCUGUUUGAAAGGAAGACGGGACAGUCACCUGGCUUCUCCUACACACAGGCCAACGUCAAUAAAGGUAUCAUAUGGGAUGAGGAAACUCUGGAUGUCUACCUUCAGAACCCUAAGAAGUACAUUCCUGGUACCAAGAUGGUGUUCAACGGGCUCAAAAAGAAGAAGGAAAGACUGGAUAUUAUAGCGUAUUUAAAGGACGCCACCUCCUAAUGCCCUGAAAACACAAAACACUCAAAAGCAUUGCACUGUACAUUUAGGGGCGAAACAAUGUGUUCUUUGAUUUAAUUUUGAAUUCACAAUAGUUUUUAAAUAAAUACCCCAUUGUUUUUGUGUGCAGGAGACUGUUUUUAAUUAUGUUAUGAAUCAGCCUUCCACAGGUCUUCCACAGAAACAAUUUCAUUAUGUUACAUGUUAUGUCCCUUGUACUGUGUUCUUCAAGUGUUUGUUUUAAAUGGUCCUGGGCUGUCUAUUGUAUCUCCUCCUCAUUUGUACCAACAGGUCGGUGGAAUUGCUUUUAUUGCUAUAAAGUUACACUUUAAAAUGAGUUUUGUGUGUUUUUAUAUAAUGAUUUCUCUAUAGGAAUACAUAAUAAUGAAGUCAAACCAUUUUUUUAUUAUUUCCUGUUGUUUCCAUUGUGGUUUUUUUGGGGUGAAGAAGUUGCAUACUAACAAAUAUCUAACCAUGGUCUAAUAAUAAUAAUAAUAAAGUGCUUAUUUACAUGGUGCUCUUGUUACUUUUUGAGACAUUGCGUGAAUCGAUAAAUAAAACAUAAAACAUUCUUCUGCUUCAGCAAAUUAAUUCAGUGUGUCAUUUGUUCCCACAUUGAUUCAUUCCAUUUUGAAAGGACUUAUAUUUGUAUUCAUUUCAGUUACUCAUUGUGUGUAUCUUAUUGCCAUUAAAUUUUACGACAAUUAGGUACACCUUACGCCAUGGA